AACUAGAGCUGGGCCAGUCUGACAGCGGAGGGCAAGCGGCGGAGAGACAGACCCACAGACAGUCAUGUCCACCGCCGAGGGGAAGAACGGAGCCGUAAGCGCCGUGGCCGGCUCCCGAGUGGGCUGUCGCAGCGUUGGGAAUAAAGUGACAGUGGUGCUCGGAGCUCAGUGGGGUGACGAAGGUAAAGGGAAAGUCGUGGAUUUGCUGGCACAGGACGCCGACAUCGUCUGCAGAUGUCAGGGGGGGAAUAAUGCCGGGCACACCGUCGUGGUGGACGCGGUGGAGUACGACUUCCACCUCCUCCCCAGCGGGAUCAUCAACCCCAAUGUCACCGCCUUCAUCGGCAACGGGGUGGUGAUUCAUUUGCCGGGCCUUUUCGAGGAGGCCGCGAAGAACGUAUCCAAGGGGAAAGGUCUGGAGGGCUGGGAGAGCAGGCUGAUCAUCUCUGACCGGGCGCACAUCGUGUUUGAUUUCCACCAGGCCGUCGAUGGGGCUCAGGAGCAGGAGAGGCAACAGCAGGCCGGGAAGAACUUGGGCACGACGAAGAAGGGAAUCGGCCCAGUAUAUUCGGCCAAAGCGGCCCGCAGCGGACUGCGGAUAUGUGACCUCCUGGCUGAUUUCCAAGAGUUUUCCGAAAGAUUUAAAGUAUUAGCCCUGCAGUACAAGACCAUGUACCCAAAACUGGAGAUCGACAUUGACGGCGAGCUGGAAAGGCUAAAGGUCUAUGUUGAGAGGAUAAAGCCGAUGGUGCGGGAUGGUGUGUAUUUCCUGUAUGAGGCCCUGCAUGGACCUCCCAAGAAGAUUCUAGUAGAGGGAGCUAACGCCGCCUUGCUGGACAUUGACUUUGGGACCUACCCCUUUGUGACCUCAUCGAACUGCACGGUGGGCGGAGUCUGCACCGGGCUGGGCAUGCCGCCCCAGAACGUGGGCGAGGUGUACGGAGUGGUCAAGGCCUACACCACCCGCGUGGGCAUCGGGGCCUUCCCCACCGAGCAGAGCAAUGAAAUCGGGGAGCUCCUCCAGACCAGGGGGCGGGAGGUGGGGGUGACCACCGGCCGGAAGAGGCGGUGCGGCUGGCUGGACCUGGUGCUCCUCAAAUACGCCCACAUGAUCAACGGCUUCACCGCUUUAGCCCUUACUAAGCUGGACAUCCUGGAUGUGUUUCCAGAAAUUAAAGUGGGCGUGGCCUACAAGGUCAACAAUGAACAGAUACCUCAUUUCCCAGCGAAUCAGGAGGCCUUGCAGAAGGUGGAAGUGCAGUACGAGACCCUGCCCGGCUGGAACAUGGACACCUCCUCUGUCCGCACCUUCCAGGAGCUUCCGGAACAGGCGCAGAAGUUUGUCCGCUACAUCGAGGAGCACCUGCAAGUGCCUGUGAAGUGGAUCGGCGUGGGUAAAUCACGGGAGUCCAUGAUCCAGCUCUUCUGAGGACCACACAGCCCAGCACGGCGUAACCCCGCUCCCUGAGAUUCCACAGCUUCCUGUCCCCCUAGAGGUCAAGGGUCAGGGUUCCGGGGUUACCACAAAAAGGACAACGCUGCAUGUCGACGUUUCUCAGUGCGGGACACCCCCCCCCCCAAUCUCCAGGGCAGCAGCACAACAGUGCACCAACCAGGGGGCAUGUCCCCACAGCAACCACGCCCACCUCUAGCCCCGCCCGCCCACCCACCCACCACGCACGUGUAUAUAUCCUCCUUCUUUAUUCUUCCAGGAAAAGGACCAAUCGGUAGCGCAGUGUCAAAAUGAAACCCCUCCCACUUUUCUCCGGUUCCCCUGUCUCUGGGCUUUUCGUCUGUGUCUGACGUCCCCGCAGCUGUUUUAAGUGUACAUGCGUUGUUUGCCUUAGCUGUUCUGAGAAUGCCUGUCAUUCAUACUCUGCCUUGUCUGACUGACUCUCUUCCACUCCACGGGAAUUAUGGGAGGGUGCCGCUGUUGCUGACAACCGGUCCGGUGGUGUUAAAAAAAAUCUUUUAAUUUCUUUCUGUUGGAAGGACUGGCUAACCUCUCUUUUUAUCUGUCUCUCUGCCUCUCUCUCUGUCUCUGUCUCUCUCUCUCUCUCUCACAUUUGCCUGUUACAUAGCCUGUGGAAACCAGGAAAGGGGGGAAAUGUCUUUGUGGUCCUAAGUCUAAAGUCAGGGAAGCAAAGAGCCCUGCGUUUAAAGAGGUCAGGAUGUGUUCUUAAAACUACUGAAGAGCAGGACAUAUACAACUACUGUAGCAAUAAUUUAUAAUCAAACAGAAGUCCAUUAUCCGUGGGGAAAUCUAUUGUCCUUUAUUAAAUCCAUGACAGUGUCCUAGGAGAAGUCUGUUAUCCCAGGAGAAACACAGUAUCAUUCAGCCAUGUGUGCAGUGAUUGCGUGAUCCUGU
Molecule: messenger RNA, 2368 nt
Organism: Anguilla rostrata (American eel)
Lineage: Eukaryota; Metazoa; Chordata; Actinopteri; Anguilliformes; Anguillidae
Product: adenylosuccinate synthetase isozyme 2
Exons: 13
Coding region: 65-1429 (454 amino acids)
Biological process (GO): IMP metabolic process; 'de novo' AMP biosynthetic process
Cellular component (GO): cytoplasm
Molecular function (GO): adenylosuccinate synthase activity; GTP binding
Source: RefSeq, a predicted model, not a curated record